AUGAAUAUUGUAUCCGAGCACGGUUUCCGUCUUGAUGGCAGGCGCCCACAUCAAAUUCGUAAUAUCAGUGUCGCGCUUGGCACUAUACGAGAUGCAGAGGGUUCAGCCUAUUUUGAGCAAGGAGGCACGAAGAUCUUGUGCGCUGUCUACGGUCCGUUUGAAGGUAAGAGAUCGCGUCAGUUAGAAGAUCGCUGCUCCAUCAACUGUAUAUUUAGGCAAGUUUUUUUUUCACAAUUUAUGGUGGCUUCUUUAAGCGGAAACCGUAUGACCCGAUUCGCUGGCGUUGAACGUCGGCAACGAAUUCGUGCCGAUCGCAAAUCCAUGGAAAUCGAGCGUCUCAUUGAGAAGACAUUUGAGGCCGCAGUUCUCACACAUUUGUUCCCAACGUCGCAGAUCGAUGGUUCUCAUCUGGCUGCUUGUGUUAAUGCGGCUUCUUUGGCCAUGUCGGAUGCUGGUAUUCCAAUGAAAGGGAUUGUUGCGGCAGCCACGUGCAGUAUAGUGGAUGGUCAGCCAGUUGUUGAUGUCAAUCAGAGAGAGGAAACGGAUCUUCUACCCCGGCUUACGCUCGCCACUUUGAGAGGUGAAGAUGAAGUGGUCUUGGUAGAAUUACAAAACCGUGUCCACAUCGAUCAUCUUCCGGCACUAAUGGCUGCUGCAAAAGAUACUUGCAAGGGCGUGCAUGAAUGCAUUUGUGCGGCUGUGGUUGAUCAACUCGAGAAUGGCGCAUUUCUUCUUCGAUAG
Molecule: messenger RNA, 741 nt
Organism: Ostertagia ostertagi
Lineage: Eukaryota; Metazoa; Nematoda; Chromadorea; Rhabditida; Trichostrongylidae
Source: the annotation of a GenBank genome assembly